Messenger RNA from Iphiclides podalirius (scarce swallowtail), 675 nucleotides. NCBI's taxonomy places the organism in Eukaryota, Metazoa, Arthropoda, Insecta, Lepidoptera, Papilionidae. The record is from the annotation of a GenBank genome assembly.
AUGGCAGAUAAUGAUGAUUAUUUAGAGUCCAUUGACAACAAUCAUUUGGACGGAACCAACGGUUCAAUAAACAUGACCGACAACAGUCUUGGCGUUGGAGAUGAAGCUUCAGGUACAGAGGUACCUGAUUUAGCAGCCAUUAAAGCAAGAGUACGUGAAAUGGAAGAAGAAGCAGAAAAAUUAAAACAAAUGCAAACAGAAGUGGAUAAACAAAUGAGCAUGGGGAGCCCACCAGGACUUACAAGUCCACUCAAUAUGUCAAUAGAAGAAAAAAUAGAGGCUGACAACAGAUCUGUUUAUGUUGGCAAUGUGGAUUAUGGAGCUACAGCUGAAGAGUUGGAACAGCAUUUUCAUGGUUGUGGUUCAAUAAAUAGGGUAACAAUAUUAUGCAAUAAGUUCGAUGGGCACCCCAAAGGCUUUGCCUAUAUAGAGUUUGGGGACAAAGAUAGUGUACAAACUGCUAUGGCUAUGGAUGAGUCUUUAUUUAGAGGUCGUCAAAUAAAGGUGAUGCCGAAGCGCACAAACAAACCAGGGCUGUCGACGACGAAUCGGCCGCCGCGGACGAUGCGUGGACGCGGCCGCUCGUUCCGCGGCGGCUUCUCGCCCUACUACUCGGGCUACCGGCCCAUCCGACGCGGCAGAGGGUUCAGGCGCGGCAUGUUUUACUCUCCGUAC